UACAAAGAUCUCUUUCUUUCAAAUUCUCUUCCAUUUGAAGAGCUUCCUUUUUUUCGUUUUAGAAAACAUAGAAAUGGAAGAAACAAUCCAAGAUGUAGUUCGACCAGGAUGCAAGAACCGCGAGAAUCUCCACUCGAUUAUCUCCAAAAUCUCAGAGAAUGCGAGCACUGAGGAGCCAGGAAUGAGUGAUGAGGAACCUGGAUAUGAUCAAGGUACUCUGACAGAACAUAACAGUAUGAAAAGAAAAGUGGAGAGAAAAAGUGAAUCAAGUAGAAAACUUUUUAAAGAAGAUAAUGGCAAUGAGUCAGAUGCAUUUGUUGGAGAAGAAACUCUGGAAAGUGUCCACAUCUUUUCUGAUUUCCCACUGGAUGAUAGUGCACCUCAUUCAAUUGCCUCCAGUGUUCAGCAUGUUGAGGGUAUAAUGGAUCCACUACCUAUUUAUACCCAGGUUCCUAUUGACAGUCCCAAAGAAAAUGCUGUGAGCAACAGCGACAUUGAAGAUAAUACAGUUUGUGAAGAAGAAAUGAACCACAUGCAGCAGGUUGGUCUAGUUCCAGCAAAGAAAAGAAAAGAAGACAUARUAUCAAUUCCAUCAGAUGUCGAAGUUCCAUUUCAUUUCCAUAAAAAGUUAGAACAGUUGGAAAAGGAAGUACAGCAGCUCCAUAACAAAAAUCGUGCUCUGGAAGAAUCCUAUAAAAAACUCAGUGACCUGGUAGAAGCCCAGAACCACUUAUUAGCUAGUGGAGGACCAAUGUUACAGCGCAUGCCAACCCUAGCAUGCACUGCACCACAAACUAGAGAAGACUGUGUUAGCAUAGCYGACAUGCAACCCACAGACAAAAAAGUCAUUGCCACUGCCUCUAUACCAAGUUACGUCACAUCACAGUCUGUCACACAAUCUUCAGAGCUGGCAAGAAUGCAUGCUUCUUCUCCUUUGGUUACUAAGCAGAAUGGAGUGACUGCUUUCGAAUUGCCUCGCAGAGUUUCAGCCAAGGAAGUGCUCCACCUCUGGGAGUAUGGCUGUGAUGAAUUUCCACCUCUCAAGGACUGGACCCCAACCCAGAAGCUAAAGCAGCAAAGUAAAAUCUCAAGGUGGAAGAAGCUGGUGGAUAUUUUUCASAAUGGGUAUGGUGGAAACUGGAAUGACUUUGAGAGGAGUUUCUCAGACAGCAAGGGAGAAGUCCUUCCUGUCACAACCAUUCUCUCUCUCUUUGAAACUCAACAGACACCUGCCUUUUUGUCUUCCGUGACACCAAUAAAAGAAAAUGGAGUACACAGUCCCCUAAGAAUUAAGGCAGAAGAAGAGGAUAAGUCCAAUUCAAGAACACAUUUGCACUCAGAUGGAGACAGUGAGGUUUCAGAUGUUUCCAUGGACAAUCCUGAAGCAAAAGACAUGGAACAGAUACCAAAGGAACUUGGCAACUCUUUGAAACAUGAAAACCWUUCAGAAAGUCGCUACACACUACCAAGAAAAGUUACGCCAAGAGAYAUUGUCCGUCUGUGGGAGAAUGGAUGUGAAGACUUUCCGCCAGUGGGGGUGUGGUCAAGAGCACAAAAGAUUGGCCAGGAGACAAAGAUAUUUCGMUGGAAAAAAGUGGUGGACAUUUUCAAUGGUGAUUGCCAACGAAAUUGGGAAAUAUUCGAUAGAAAAUAUACCAAUGACAAAUCUCUUCCUCUCCCUAUAUCUGCCAUUAUUGCAAAGUAUGAUGCUGAGCAUGUUGUACAUGGACCCAUCUUUGAUACUAAAAUUAAAGGUGAACCCAGAAGAAAUUCAAUAAUYGCUGGAUUUGGCUCAAGUAGUUCAUUAGGAGAAACAGAGAAUGAGACAGUUAUCGUGAAGACAGAUCAAACCAUGGGACCUGUGGAGGUUAAAAUUGAAAUACCAAACCUGGGACCUGAUUCUGAUGAUGUUUUCUCUUUCUCGGCCAGCGAUAGUGCCUUUGGAUCUCAAGAAUCGUUAGGCCGCUGCACAUUGAUCACAACUGAGGCCAGCACAACAGAAGACCAUAAAUUUGGACUUGACUGCAAACCAUUUAGGGAGAGUUGCACAUCUCCAAGAGAAGAUAAAUACGUCCUUCCACGYAAAGUAACAGCUAAAGAUGUGAUAAAGAUGUGGGAACAAGGCUAUGAAGACACRCCACCAYUAUCCACAUGGAGUCCAGCUCAAAAGGCAGGUCAGCGCAGCAAAUUCUCUCGCUGGGCCAAGAUAUAUGACAUUUUCAAGUACCACUGCAAAGGUGACAUGGAAGAAUUUGAACGCACGUUUUCUGAUGAGAAAGGUGAAUUGAUUCCUAUUACCACGAUUGUAGCUAUGCAUGAUGCCAGAAAUACCAGUGCUCCUAAUAUCAGUGGUGUAUCAUUCAGCAGUCCUUCAAUGGUAGCACAGUCUAGCACAGAUGCAGAAUUAGAAAUUUAUCAGCUACCACGUAAAGUCAGUGCAAAGGAUGUUGUUCAGCUGUGGGAGGAGGGCUGUGAACGCUUUCCACCUGUUUCAAGGUGGCCCAAAAUUCAUCGAGUGGGUCAUGAAACAAAGCUCUUUAGAUGGAAAAAGAUAGUUGAUAUCUUCAGAAAAGACUGUGGUGGAAGCUGGGAAAAGUUUGAAGAGCGGUUUUGUAAUUCAAUGGGAGAACUGUUACCUAUUUCUGCAAUCUUGGCAAAGUAUGAUCUUGAAAAUGAACCAGUCUCAUACUUCAAACCAGUAAAUCUAAAUGGGUCUGUGAGGCAUUCAGUAGAUAAGCCUGGUCCAACAAUGGCUGACACUCCACACCUWAGUAGCAACUUGCCAGAAUCCACUGAAGAUAAUACSCAAACAAAAGACACCACUCCUUCCAAACCCAGCACACCACUACCAUCCAGGCCACCAGAGUUCAUUCUUCCCAAGAAAGUCAGUGCCYUAGAUGUAAUAUACUUAUGGGAGAAUGGUCUUGAUGAUAUGCCACCUGUAUGUCAGUGGUCAUCAGCUCAGAAAGCAAGCCAGAGAAGCAAGAUUUCAAGAUGGAAUAAGAUUGUGGAUAUAUUUAAGUAYGAGUGUUGUAGUGACAUUCGACAGUUUGAAGAGAAGUACAAGGAUGAGCGAGGGGAACUGAUGCCAAUCACUACCAUUCUCAACCUACAUGAUGCACAAGAUAAACCAUGGGAAAUGGAAUAGACUUGCUAUAUACAUGCUGACAUYAUAAUUGAACACUUAAAUGCUCAUUAAAAUCAGACUCUGGCUUUUGUAGGCUAAAUUGUCAUUUUAUACAAACUUUUUACUCUAAUGUUAUUCUUUUGUAGCAAACUUGUUUGGUGCAAAUUCACACUUUCUUGUCUUUAUUUAAAUAGAAAUUUUUGCCAAACRUAUAAGGGUUCCCAGUUCAUGAUUUGUUUCUUCCAAAGACUCURGCUUUAUUUUUCAUUUUCAAAAUUAUAGCAUAGCAUAGUUGGUAUCGAAAACCUCUCCUUGCUAGGUUUUUUAAAGUGAAUUUGUUUUCAUGUUUUUUSUAUUAAGAAAAURGAAAAAAGCAGCUUKGCUUUAAAUAUUUYYUUCUAGACUGUAAGUUGUUCUAUUUAUUCUUUUUUGCCCUCUUUCAAGCAGGUGCAACUUAAUAUUUUUAUUGUAUUUUAUUUGAUCCUUAAGCUGCGAGUAGUUUCAAAAGGGAAAACGGCAUUUAUUUCUAAAUAGAAAAGACAUCUCUAUGGUUCUAUAAAUGUUAAGCAAGUAUGUAAAUAGUUUUUGUGUGAAAAAAAGGGACAGGAUAGCAAUCCAAAUGCAUGCUACAUUUUGUAUGUGUGGGAUUGUUAGUCAUUCCAUCCUGUUCUAAAUUUUUAUUUUUCUAAAGUCUUGACAAUUUUAAAAGAAAAUAUGAUAUUUUAAAAGUACGUGAAUAAGUGUGUCUUGCUUAUGUUUAGCUAGCCAUGUAGGCCAAUUAUUAUGCUUUCCAUUAAAGCUUUUUUUCAUGUAAAUAGCGUUGCAUAAAAAGGCCAUUCAAUGAUGAUAAAAACAAAGAUUCCUUAUAGAAAACCAUUUGGGAUUAACUUGGAGUGGAAAYGUCUUGGAUAAUUUUUGAGCAUAUUUGGAUAGAGGCUUUUUCAAAACUUUAGUGAGGUAUUUAUCUUUUCAAAAUUGUAAGUCAGGGAUAUUUGAAACUUUUAAAAAAACAAUUUGUCUACAAAAUGCUGCCUCCUUGUGGGUGGUYUAAGUCUUUAUUCAACCUGUGUCAUUACAGUGCCCAAUAAGAUGUUGUAGGGUAUUAAUUUAAAGGCCUUGCAAAUUCAGUURAUGAUAGCCUAGUUGCAGGAACAACAAUCCAUCCAUUUUACAUUAGAAAUUUCAAUUUUAAAGGAAAAGGGAUCUUAUUAUCAUACUGCAAUCCAACUAGGCAGUAAUUAGAUAACUCUGCAAAGUUUCUAAUUUCUUUUUUUUCUUUUUUUCUUUUCAUUCAUUUCGUAGGCCCAUCAUUUUUUCCUCAAAAGAAACUGCGACUAACAUUACAACUAGAGUAUAUGUACAUAAAUAUAAGUUGCAGUGGAUUAAUGUACAUAAUUGCUUCUUAGCAAUAAUUCUURGCGUAUAUUCAACAAUUAACUAGUGACAAAUAUAUCCAAAUCCAGUGGUAUUUCGAGAACUUCCAUUAAUUUUUACUUGAUUGUAAUAAAUAAGUCAUAUUAAGUCAGUGGCCUUAUCAUUAGGGCCAGUCUAUAUUUUUAGAAUAAAAAGCAAAAUUUAA
Actinia tenebrosa (Australian red waratah sea anemone) is the source of this 4706-nucleotide messenger RNA. RefSeq lists its product as uncharacterized. NCBI's taxonomy places the organism in Eukaryota, Metazoa, Cnidaria, Anthozoa, Actiniaria, Actiniidae. The record is from RefSeq and is a predicted model, not a curated record.